UCCAAAAUGUCUUCCACCAUGUCAAGUUCUUCAAGAGAUUUAGAUCCCUUUGCGCGCCAUCGUAGCCAGUAUAAAUUCACGACGCCACCUUGGAAGGAUACUUAUAAAAAGCGGUGUAUGGAAAGACUUCGCAAUGGAAGACAGAGGUUUGUGGAAAGAUUCCGACAGAUGGACGUCAGCACUAGUGACCCAGUGAACAUAAGCUCUGAAGUAGAAAGAGUUAUGAAUGAAGAAUGGUCUCAAAUUGCUGGGGAAAACAGUAAUUUACCAUCAUGGAAGCCAACUAAAGAAUCGUGUCAACCUUUUCCAGGGAUGAAAUUAGAUGCAGAAAAAGAAUCAGAUUUAAAUGAAAUAAUAAGUAUGAUGGAGGAAAUACAAAAAGAAUUGGUUGAAGAAGAGAAAAUGAUUUUAAGAGAGUAUAAUGAAAACUUGAGAUUUGAAGAAGAAUCAUUAUGUGCAGCCAUUGAUAAACUAUCAACAGAUGAUGUGUUAUGCCCUGUAUGUAAGAGAAACCCUUUACAUCAAAACAAACAAGUGAUAUUUUGUCAAUGUGGGAUGCGGAUUGAUACAGAGUAUGAUGCGCUUGACCUUUCGUAUGUCAAAAGUCAGAUUGAAGAGUCCAUCUCUACUCACAGGGAUGAAGGUUGUUCUACCGAACCAGAGUUUGUCGUGUCUGAUGCUAUAGGACUUGGAGCUAGUAAUUUGAUAACACAAUGCAAGACCUGUGGAUUUUUGUACAUCAUCAUCUGAAGCAUCUCAAGGACCAUUCAAAGACUUUAAGCAUAUUUUUGAAAUAGGUGGGGGAGGGGAGGGAUGGGAAAYGCUAUCCUACAGUAAAUACCAAGAUUAAGAUUUUGCAUAGGAUAUGAUAUUUGCAUGAUAGCAUAAUAUCUGCACCACUACCAGAAUCCUUUUAAAGAGCAUUUUAUUCAAUAGCAUAUGAGCUGGCCUUUUUUGAUUGAUAUAAAUGUGGCGCAUUUUGGUCUAAGGCGUGACAGACAUUGAGUUUAUGUACAAAAGCUAGACCAGAUUGUUUGAUGAACAGGAUUUCAUAAAAGGUUUAUUUAUUGACUUACAUGAGGAAAUAAAACCUCAAAUAAGAAUGACAAGUUGCUAAGCAUUCUGGUAGUGGUAGUCCAACCACAGAACUGACUUUUGAUUGGCCGUUCAUGAUAGGAGGAACACACAUUAGCUAAUUGGAAAGAGUUUUUCAAAUUUUAUAGUAAACACAGCAUAAAUGAUUUGAAUGUUUAUUCACAUUUGUAAAUAAUAGUUCUAGUUAUUAAUAAUUAGUUAUAGUUAUCCAUUAUGUAUCAAAAUGUAUUUAAUUGAUAUUAAAUUGUUCAAGUAUUUA
Molecule: messenger RNA, 1354 nt
Organism: Actinia tenebrosa (Australian red waratah sea anemone)
Lineage: Eukaryota; Metazoa; Cnidaria; Anthozoa; Actiniaria; Actiniidae
Product: RPA-interacting protein A
Biological process (GO): protein import into nucleus
Cellular component (GO): nucleus
Source: RefSeq, a predicted model, not a curated record